UUACAAUAUCAACACGAGGAAAUGUUUACAUUUAGUUAACUACUCUGGACGUGGUAGAGUAUUUAUUGUCAUGGCCAUGGUACAUCUAUGAUUCUAUGCCGUAUGGACUGUCACUAUGGUACAUAUCGUGUUACAGUCGAAAUUAAUAGAGAUGAUAAGAGUGAUUCCAAAGCAUCAUUAUAAUAUAUCAUCAUUUAAUAUCGUAAUUUCACUCUAGCAAAAAAAUGUCCCAACAGUUUCCUUAUAAAGUAGUUAUAGACUACAUCACGGCUCCAUUGCGUCAAAAACUACAAGACUUUCAGACUGUAGAUUUAAAUAUCAAGGAACACAUACAAGCGUUAGAUACAUUACUGCAGUUUGUUUCCUCCUUAAAAAACCUGGACGAUAAGGAGCAGGUUAGGAAAGAUGGAUGCUUUACUGAUGCCCUCCAAGAAUCCCUACUUAUCCUUGUCAGAGAGGUUUGCUUCCCUUUGAUCUAUUAUGUACAAACUAUGCAUAGGUCUGAGAAAAUUAACCAGGAAAGGACCAGGUUUUUUGGCUUGAACAUCAAGCUGGUUUUAACAUGUGCACAGUAUUUAGAGGAGAAUCAAAUGGUGGCCAUGGUGAGCCAGCUGUUUGUCCCCUUGUUCUCAUGCCAUAGUGCCAAGCAAACAAAAAGUCAAGUACUCAAAUCAAAGUUAGAUAUCUACCAUACCUCAAUGACUGAACCUUUGAAUGAGCUUUCAAGUUUAGAAAUGAUUUCUCCACUCCUUAGCAAUAAAGCAUUUUUUAUCAAAUUCUUAAACAGUUUUGAAAACAUGGAUGUGUGGUUAUAUGAACUAUAUGAAGCAGUGAUAAAUACUUCUACUGAUGAUAAAGCCUUUUGCAAAUCUUUUACAUCAAUAGCAAAAAUAUUUUCUUACUGCCCGGCUCAUUUAAGAAAGACGUUAGAAGACGAGGUGUGGUCAAAUUAUACUAAGCCGCUAAAUGGAAAUGUGAACAGCGACUCCUAUUGGAAGUGCCUCUUUGUCUUCUAUUGCCUUAAAGACUAUUUGUUUCCAGUGGAAGGGUUGGAAAAAGAAAAGCUGUGUGCUAAAAUUUGCAGCAACAAAUUCUGGGCUAUAGUUCAGGGAGGAUUACUAAGUCAAGAGCCCAAUCAUAGAAAACUGUCCAUGUAUCUUGUCAAGAGACUUGUGGACACUUGUACUCAAAACUCUUGUACACUGAACACUCCGAAAGUCAAUCAAGAUACAUGUGGUGGAGAUCCUUUAUUUUGGUGGUCACCAUGUUCAAAACAAGAGUUGGUUUCUGUGUGGGAAAAUUUUUUCUUGAUUAUUGAAACACUAGAAGAAAAACAGGUUCAUGUUAUAAAGCCAAUACUGCCAAGAAUGCAAAAGCUUAUUGAUGCCAGUGCAUCGAUGUCAAUAGAUGGGCUUCAUUUAUUACAUUCCUCCUGGCUGAUAACAAUUAUAACUCGAUGUUUUCACCAUGACAGCCAUUUCCUGUCCCGCUGGGGAGCCCAAACUUUGUUAUCCAUGGACUUUGCUAAAGUGCCGUUGGUGAAACACCAACAGUUAAAGUUUUUGUCCAAUGAUCUUUUGGUGUAUUUACAAGAAAACAAAUUGUAUAGCAGGUAUGAUGGCACGGAACUGGGUAUGAGCUCACCUGUCAGCCAGGCUUUAAAAAGUUUUUUUAACAAUCUACUCUCUACACUCACCAAGCAUCAAAAAUCUGAUUACCUCAGAAAUCUUUUACAAAUUGUCUGUGACAACAACUGGGGCUCAAUACCUUUAGUGUUUAUAUUUGAAGGCUUGAGUCAUGUCAAAACUGAGCCAUUCAUUGAUGCAGGGCUGCUUUGUUUAAUAAAGCAACUUCUGCAGUCGUGCUUGGCUUCCAUUGAACCUGUUACAAGGGGAGCUAUUCAGUGUUUCAUUUGUCAAAGUCUGCUUAAUAUGGUGGAUCUGAGCUCUACCAGUCUGAGGGAGUUUUUCAGUACAUUAGCUUUUUUAAAUAGAGAAGAGAUUUUUCAAAGAGGCACAACUCUUUGGGCAUCUGUUGUCUGCUGGAUACAAUCUAGGUCAUCUAGUCUAAUGUCUCAGGAUAAGCUUGUAUUUACUGAGGUGUUGGAUUAUUUAGAAGCUAAAAAUGAAGGGGAUAACUGUUCUGUGGUUGUGGAUGGGUACAGAGUUGUUGGACUUGCCAGGAUGUUGAUGCUGCUAGCUGAAGCUGAAGUGGAGAACACGCUGUUGAUCGAAGAUGAAGUUAAGAAAAACUUAUUGCAUUCACCACUAGGAAGCACAUUGGGUGAGGUGUCCGGCAUCUUACAGGAUCUUAGGACAAGGGCCUAUAUAAAUACAGAUAAAGUCAAGCGAUGUCUGUCAAUGAUCUAUAGUUUAGUGAUGGAAGAAGGAAAGCCUCGCAACAUGGUUGACAUGUUUCUAUGGAGACAUUUAGGUGAACACUUUGAUGAAGUUUCAUACUUUGUGAUGACAAGAUUAUUGGAACAUUUGGUCAAGCCAGAGGAUAUUGAUGAAAUCGAGUUGUACAUAGAUGUUCUCCUUUGUCUGGGUCUCAGAAGUCAAAAGUCAUUGAAGGAGACACAAGUUCUGCUGAACUUUGUUCAUAAAACAUUCUCAGUUUCUCUUAAGGGAGGGAACUCUGAACAGAACUUGGACCUUUGUGAUCUCCAUUGUACUGCAGCAAUGAAGUUAUUGGCUGUUAUUCUGGAGAUAUUGAAAAGUCAAACCGAGGACUUUGCAUUGUGUCCUUCUGAUAUUUCAAGUGCUAUUUUUAGCAUGACAUGUGUGGCAGAUGUACCGCUGCCCUUUGCUCGUAAGAGGGAUAGCAAUGAGAGUUUUACAAAAUCUCAAGUUGGUCGUCUGAUCAGUUUCUUCAUCUCCUGUAAGUGGAAGUGUCAAAAACUCCUAGUGGAGCUCAGUUUGAACAUGCCAACUGGAGACUCUAAGAAUUCUCUACAUUCCAAUCUGAGAUCCAUCCUUGAAGGCGCAAUGGAAGAUAUGGGAUUAGGUUCAGGUGCCUCUGAUGUUGAAAUAUUGCAAACUGUGGAAAUAAUUACAAGUCAGCUCCUACAGGACACAACCACUGCCUCUAGUUUUGUCAAGAUGUUGAAGCUGAGCUGGCUUAAUGUUAUAGAAGAGAAAAAGAAUGCUAAUUACUGGAGGAAACUCAAAGCAUUCAUACCCGUGUUGUUACAUAGGUCAGUUUUUCUGCAAGACAAUGCUGUCAUUGAGGCCAGUGUGAAAGAGUAUAUGGAAAAAUUGAAUGCUUUAAGUGCAGACAAGACUGGAAUCAUGUACUUGGUGUUGGAUCACUUGUGUGAAAGGACUCUAAAAGAAGAUGCUGAUAGACAAAUUGCCACCAAACUCAUCCCUUUUCUGGUUGAAGGUUGCUACACAGGCAGCUUGAGUAAGAGAGGUGAAAGAGUUUGGCUUGAUGUCUGCUCCUACAUUGAAAGUUUGGGGUCAAGCUGUUCAGUAAAUGAGAUCACCUCCAGCAUGUCCAGAAAUGACCUGUUUACUCGAGUUAUAGUUUUAAACUGGCUGUCCACAUUACGACCUUAUGUAGCAGCGGAUCACACAUUUGUUGUCCAGUUUCUGGAGGCUCUGAAAGGGACUUACAUGGACCUGGCAGUGCUGACCACCUACAAACAGUUCUCCAACUCUCUCAGCCACAGACAGAAGCAUCGUAUGUCAUUGGUGUUUCUUCUUUUGGCAGACUUUAUAACAAAGGAUAUAUGUGACAGUUUCCUGCCUGACCUAUGGCAGGCCCUGGAGCUGGAAUGUCACCCUUCAGUUCGUCAGAAUAUUGAAUGGCUAGUCAUGCUGUUAAUGAUUAGAUUUCCCGACAAUGUAAACAACAUUUGGGAAAUAAUGAUCAGGUAUAAUGACAAGAGAAGUGUUUGUUUGUGUUCACUUUUUCUUAUUAUAUCUCACAUCGGACCCAAGUUGCCAGGACAUAUACAGGUGCCUUACUUCAAGAAAGCCUUAUCAACUCUCCUUCCAUGGACCAUGGCUCACCACUACAACACUAGAAUAUUUGCCCAGACUGCUGUAGUUCGACUCUGGGAGCAGGUGCAAAGCCUGAGCUUAAAAGAGGUGGAGACUCAGUACUUUGUGGUGCCAGAAUCUAUUCAGUUCAUGUUCUCCAAUAGUAAUGCCAGUGACACAGUACACAAGCUACUCAACAACUAUAUCUACAGCAGUUUUGACCCAGUUAGAGAUUUUAGUAUGGAAACAAUAUUCUACACACUUCCAAAACUAGCCUGUCUAGCGGAUGAGGAAUGGAUUCGUCCAGAUUACUUUGUGCGCAGGGAUGCAAGAUGGCAGGGAGAUGGUUCAAAAUGUUUGAUUCAACUUUUGAAUCCUUCUGAUCAACUUGCUUUGUGUAAGAAAGGUCCAUGGAGAAGUAAAGCUCAAGCUGAAAAUGAAGAUGACAUUGUGGAAUCAGCUGAUGGAGAUGUACAAAAAAAGAUCAUGCCAUGGAGACAGAUGUCACCAGAUCAGGAAACAGAAGCAGAGCUAGACUUCCAGAGAGUGAAACCUACAGGACGUCUUAUAUUGGUUACAUCCCUUAUUGACAAAGUACCAAAUCUUGGAGGACUCUGUCGCACAAGUGAAAUAUUUGGUGUGUCAGAAUUUGUUAUUGGUAACCUGACCCAUAUUGAAGACAGGAUGUUUCAAAAUUUGAGCGUCUCGGCACAGAAAUGGAUCCCAAUUACAGAGGUGAUGAGACCUAAGCUUCUGACCUACUUGGAGGAAAAAAAACUGGAAGGCUACACCCUUGUUGGUGUGGAACAAACUGCUAACAGUGUCAGCCUGAAAGAUUACAAGUUUCCAGAGAAAACAUUAUUGCUGUUAGGCAAUGAAAGGGAGGGCAUCCCAGUAGAGAUAAUUCAAUCCCUGGACAUAUGUGUUGAGAUUCCUCAACAAGGUGUCAUUCGGUCUCUCAACGUUCACGUAUGUGGCGCUCUAUUUGUGUGGGAGUACACUCGACAACACAUGCAGGAGUCACAAAGCAAUAUACUUCCAAGAAGCAAUGAAUGAUACGUGCUCUACUUUAGUUUGUUGUUAUCAAAAUAUUGGAGGAGGGUAAAUAUGGUGAAAAUGAAUCUUUUGUUACUACAAGAUACCUAAGUUAUUUUAUAUAUAUAUAUCUUGUGUUGGAUAUAACUGUAUGUAUAACUCCCUGCAAUGAGCGGAGAAAAUACAAUGUUGAUUAACGGGUGCCUGUAUUCUAUUUUCAACUAAAUAUUAUAUGUGCUUAAUUAUACAAAUCUUAUGAUUAUUUUUUUUUUUGGCCAAAAGCUUAAAAGGGAAGCAACUCAUCUGAUCAUAUUGAACAGAAAUAUAAUUUCAAGACAUAAUUUAUUUUAAAUUAUGUAGUUCCAAGUAGAUAAUAAGGUCUAUUAUAUACAUAUAACAUGAACAGAUUUAGAUAACAUCACUGGUCAGGGGGCUAGUCUUUCUAUCAGAUGUAGGUCACAACCAGCUGUCAACUGUACAUCAUCCAACCUGCAUACAAUACUCCAAGUAUCAUAACUGAUAUGAUCAUACUUUUACCAUUUUCCCAGCGUAAACUUUUUAAUUGUUUUCCUGAUGAAGGAAGUAAAAAAUGUUAUUUUUAGAAAUAUAUACUUUUGGAUGACCUAUUUUUGUAGAAUUUAUAAAGCUUGAUAAUUGAUAUUUUACAGGAGACAAUUUUAGUGCAUUAUAUGAUUAUCAAAAGUCACAUUUAUAGUUGUUAUUUAAAACAAUUCUCAUAAGAUAAUAAAAUGUAUCUAUAUUCAUCCA
Molecule: messenger RNA, 5789 nt
Organism: Biomphalaria glabrata
Lineage: Eukaryota; Metazoa; Mollusca; Gastropoda; Planorbidae
Product: probable methyltransferase TARBP1
Exons: 27
Coding region: 225-5042 (1605 amino acids)
Biological process (GO): tRNA methylation
Molecular function (GO): tRNA (guanine) methyltransferase activity; RNA binding
Source: RefSeq, a predicted model, not a curated record